Messenger RNA from Procambarus clarkii (red swamp crayfish), 471 nucleotides. RefSeq lists its product as uncharacterized. The record is from RefSeq and is a predicted model, not a curated record. NCBI's taxonomy places the organism in Eukaryota, Metazoa, Arthropoda, Malacostraca, Decapoda, Cambaridae.
UGAAGGUUAAAGUGGGUGGGAGACGCCACUGGUCCUAUAUAAGAUCCUGUCCACUCUCCCUUGGCAUCACUUUGACUUUACUCGUCAACCACACUUCUACAGCGAUGCGUUUCCUCUCAGUACUGACGGUGUUGGCCGUGAUGGUGGCCGUUGCCUAUGGUGCUCCAGGCAUUGGAUAUGGUCGCGGUAUUGGAGGAUUUGGCGGAGGCCUAGGUGGAUUUGGCGGAGGCCUGGGUGGAUUUGGCGGUGGUUUUGGUGGCGGCCUAGGUGGAUUUGGUGGAGGCUUGGGUGGAUUUGGCGGUGGAUUUGGCGGCGGCUUUGGUGGAUUUGGUGGCGGCUUCGGUGGACAUCGCCGCCGGUAUGGUGGAUAUGGCUAUGGCAGGUGAAGCUCCCGGCGUCUGAUGGUGUCUGGCUCCCUCCUCCCGUCUUCUCACUCAUUUAUAUUACUUUGGUAAAUAAAUUUAACUGUGA